Molecule: messenger RNA, 1188 nt
Organism: Serendipita indica DSM 11827
Lineage: Eukaryota; Fungi; Basidiomycota; Agaricomycetes; Sebacinales; Serendipitaceae
Source: the annotation of a GenBank genome assembly
AUGACCAACUCGUCGGUUCCGCUCGAAGCGCUGGAUCUGACUCAUGUUCUUUAUGACCCGGCGUCGAAUCUAGGUCUUGCGUUGGCACUCGUCACGCUCUCUCCUAUUCUUCUCAUGGCUUGUUAUGGGGCGCUGAGUAUCGUCACGCGGGAUUUUCUAAUCAUCAAUAUGUGGGUCGGCCAGUUUGGUUGCGAGGCCGCCAACUGGGUACUCAAACAUGCGAUUAAAGAGGAACGACCGUCUCACCUGCUCGGCGGAGGGUACGGGUUCCCCUCAUCGCAUUCUCAAUUCAUGGGCUUCUUUGCUUCUUUCAUGAUCCUACACUUACAUCAUCGACACCAAUUUGGAUCAACCGGCAUUCGCUUGCUGGACCUGCUAUGGGCCGCAUGUGCAGCGCUGUCUGCGCUGGAUCGUCAACGACGUCCCUCGUCGAUGCAGACGCGAAAUCAAGCCCAGCCGGGUUUGGUAGAGAGCGUGUCUUCGUCUGUCGCGCUCGCUCACGGCUCUCGCCAGCCCCUUUCGCAGUCGCCCCCCGAGUCUGGAUGCUCGUUUGUUUUCACCUCUUCAAAGAUUGGUCGUUUUAAUCUCAAGAUCGUCGAUCCUCCCGCCAUUUUGCCCCGUCCUCUCCACAGAAGCCCGCCCCCGCAAUCCACGUCCUCGUCCACCGACUCUUGUGUCCUCACACCCGUCCAGGUCAUGACACAUGCAUACGGGUCUGUUCAUGCCCUCCCAGAAUCAUCCUCGUUUCGCAGGCAGCAGUCCGACAGCAGACCUUCGCCUAUUCGGACGCUUAGCUUCUUUCCUGAUCACCCAUCAAGAGGACCACCGCUCAACUCAAAUCCUUUGCUCUACAACAGGCGGAAAUCGCAGGUGGGAAUCAGCUUUUACACCGACGCCGUCCGCGGUCGCUUCUCCGGAAACUCGUCCCCCAUCUGGACACCGUACAGCGAACCUCCGAUGCGAUCGAUCUCAAUGAAAGCAUCGCUCUCGCAAAGUACCGUGAGUGAUCCAUCCCCAGUACUACCGAGCGUCGACGAGUCGCCUGCCAUUCGCCCACAACCGGCGAGCAAAGAGGACAAGCAAGAGAGUGAAGGAACCGACGACGAAUGUGCAAUUCACGACACGGAUGAGGUCUCGUCUUACUUUGCGUUCAAGCCGGUUGGGAUGCCAAGCAUCCCCAUGGGCUAG